AUGGCAGCAGACGCGAGAGACGAGAGAACACCACUGCUCAAUGGGACGAGCAACGGCCACCAGAAUGGAACCAUCACCGAGUCAAACGGCACAGGCAAUGGCAAUGGAAGCGUCAGGGACCAGGACGCCGCCGAGGCCAAGAAAGCGGAAUCAUGGGUCACCCGGGUCUUCGGCCCUCCAAAUACAAUCAAAGUCCUCCUCGCCGGCUUCAUCAUAACCUUCGCAUUCAGCUUCACCCAGGUGCCAAUUUUCUACGUCUUUCAUCUCAUGGAAUGCGACGUUUACUACGAGACGCACCCACCAUACACCGGAACGGGAGACCGAUGUUCCAUCAACGAAAUAGCCGCUGGGACGGCAACUCAGUUCUCUAUUCUCGGCAUGAGCACGACCUUCUGCGGAACAUUGAACCUCUUUGUCACGGGCUGGUCAAUUAAGAAGUGGGGUCCACGCCGCGCUCUUUUGGGGCAGACAUUCAUCCCCGCCAUCAGGGUUGCUACACAGGUCAUUGGAGUACUGGCCGGAGGAAACGCGGGGAUCACCAUCAUCCAAACGACGCAACUCAUCACGAUACUCGGAGGACCUGCUGGAUACAUUCUCGUCGUAAACACCAUCGCAGGGGAGCUGGUCGAGCCUAUGCAGCGUACUGCAGUGUUUGGCCAGCUCCAGGCGUGCAUCAUGCUGGGUCAGGCAAUCAGUUACCUUCUUGGUGGAAUGGUCGGCGACACAUUUGGCAUCAGGAUGCCGUUCCAGGUUGCGUUUGUCCUAUUCUUACUCGCAACGCUUUACUCCGCCACAGUAAUUCCCUAUAUUUCGCCCGAGUCUCUCUCGGAUGGAAAGAAGUCUGCCCCGAAAGGGAUAAGGGGCUUCCUGGCACCACUCAAGAUCAUGGCUCCACAACGCAUACGGUUCAUGGACGGCCAUGUUGCAAAGCAUUUUGGGGUCUUUUUCCUGUGCUGCGGUAUUUUCUUAGCCGUGUUGGCAACUAGUUACGGCCCUCUACUGAUCCAGAUGUAUGCGACCGCAUACUUCGACUUCAAUCAGGCCGACAAUGGGUGGUUGAUGAGCGGGAACGCAUUAUGCAGAAGCGUUUUUCUCUUCUUCGUGUUUCCUAGGAUCAUCGAUGCAGGGAGAGACUGGUGGGUCAAGAAGACCGACCGUCCUGGGCCCACCCCGGCACAAACAAAACUCUCGCCGGAUCAAGAUGGAACCUCAGGGGACCCGAAUACAUUAUCUCGAAUACCAUCCCGGCCGGAACAGCUUGAGGCGCCGAUGUGGUCCGGCAAUCAGAUGUCGCAGGAGGAGUCCAUGCCGCAACCGGAGUCGCGCCCCGAAGACGACCGGACCGCAAGUCAUUUCGAUCUCUUCUUCCUUCGAUGGAGCCUCUUGCUUGAUGGAUUGAUGACUGGUGCUGCUGCCCUAUGUACGAAGAGAUGGCACAUCUUUCUCGCUUCAUUCCUGCUCCCAUUGGGAUCCGGCUCUGCCCCAGCAGCGAAAGGCGUCAUCACCGAGAUGUGCUCGCAUGGCGACCGUACCGACGCACUCAAUGCAGUCACACUCGUCGAGAACAUCGCAAGGCUAGCGACGCAAGGUCUCUUUGGCUUCAUUUUCUCCGCACUUGCGGAGGUUGGAAAGGCCCACAUGACGUUCCAUGUCAAUGCCGCUAUCGCGAUUGUGGGCAUGGCAGUGCUGUACUUGUCACACUUCCCUCCCCCGAACACAACGAUCUUGGAGGAAUUUGACGCAGAUGAUGCUGAAGCGUCUGGGGAUGAUGAUGCUCCGAAUCUGGCCAGAGUCACGUCGCAUGAGACGGAUCGAUAG
Molecule: messenger RNA, 1818 nt
Organism: Diaporthe amygdali
Lineage: Eukaryota; Fungi; Ascomycota; Sordariomycetes; Diaporthales; Diaporthaceae
Product: mfs ral substrate transporter
Exons: 2
Coding region: 1-1818 (605 amino acids)
Biological process (GO): transmembrane transport
Cellular component (GO): membrane
Molecular function (GO): transmembrane transporter activity
Source: RefSeq, a predicted model, not a curated record